This is a messenger RNA of Cynoglossus semilaevis (tongue sole), 3112 nucleotides long. RefSeq names its product component of oligomeric golgi complex 1 (gene cog1). Gene Ontology annotation, biological process: intra-Golgi vesicle-mediated transport. Gene Ontology annotation, cellular component: COG complex; Golgi apparatus. Bases 88 to 3042 code for a protein of 984 amino acids. The transcript is spliced from 15 exons. The record is from RefSeq and is a predicted model, not a curated record. NCBI's taxonomy places the organism in Eukaryota, Metazoa, Chordata, Actinopteri, Pleuronectiformes, Cynoglossidae.
ACGUGGAAGUCAAACGUUCGUUUCCGCUCGGUCUUCCGGGUUGGUGAAGUUUUUGUAGCAGCUGUAGUUGUUGUUAUUUCCCAGGUAAUGGCUACGGACCCGGUACAGUCGCUCCGGCUGUCGGAGAUAAAACACCCAACCAGCCUGUUCGAGCGGUACAACACCGAGGAGAUCCGGCGCAUCGAGCGGAGAGUCCGCGGCGAGAUCGAGCAUAAGAAGGAAGAGCUCAGACAAAUGGUCGGGGAGCGCUACCGGGACCUGAUCGACGCCGCCGACACCAUCGGAGAGAUGAGACAGUGUUCGGAGAGUGUGGUCCACUCCAUCCAGGACAUGCAUCAGUACUGUCAGGUUCUGAAACAGGGCAGAUCCGCUGUGGGCAGCUCCAGACAGGAGAGCCAGAAACAGUGGCAGGACAAGUUCUACACAAUGGCGUCCCAGAUAAAGCUCCUUCUGGAGAUCCCAGAACGCAUCUGGAGUGCCAUGGAGGCAUCCCAGUACCUCCAGGCCACUCAGCUCUACCUGCUGUGCUGCCACCUGCACAAACUGCUGCACCUGGAGAACGCCGCAGGAGGUCACUACAGUCCUGUCCUGGCCCGGUUCCCUAUCGUGGUCCGCCAAGUAGCCACCACUGGGCACUUCAGGUCCACCAUUCUGCUCGACAGCAAGUCUCUUCUGCGAGGCCGGGCGGUGUCUGACCAGGCUAUUGCUGAAGCCCUUGUAUCCACCAUGCUGCUUGAGGGCAGUUCCCCACGUCAGGCCCUGGCUGAUUUCCUGCUCGCCCGAAAAGCUUCCAUUCACCAGCUGCUCAACCAGCCUCAGCAUGGUGCAGGGAUCAAGGCUCAGGUGUGCAGCCUGGUGGAACUGCUGGUCACCACUCUGUUCCAGGCCUACGCUGUCUUCUACCUGCCUCCAGAAGGAGGCGCCAGACCUGGAGAUGCAGCUCUGAGCUGCGGCAUGCUCUUCUCUGUCCUGGACAAUGUUACCUCCAGCAGUCCAGCAGCUAAAGUACAGAAGGUGCUGCAGGAGGAGGCGAGCACAGGAAGCUGGUUCAGGCACCUUCCUCCCUCCAUCACAGAGUUCCAGCCUGCGCUGCGCACCCUGGCUCAGCCAAUCCAGAGAGAGCAGCUGCGGGACACCCUGCAGCAGUGGAUAGACACAUGUAAGGAGGACAUCUGCCAUGGCGUUGGAAGUCUCCUGGUCUACGUGAAAAGCCUGAAAGGGCUGGCGUCCAUCAGAGAUGCAGUGUGGGACCUCCUGUCCACGGACUCCAUCAGUCAGCAUUGGAACAGUGUGUGUCAGAGGCUGCUGGACCGCCCCCUGCCUGUCUGGGAUGACUUCCUUCAGCAGCUUUUCCUCCAGCGCCUGCAGACCAUCACUAAAGAAGAAACUGAAGCCAUUUCAUCCAGUUCUGUCCAGCUUCUCAUCUCCGCGGUGAAGGAUCUUGAGGAUCAGCCCGCAGGUGCCAACCUCAGCUCUGGACGUAGGAGCCAGUAUGAGAUAGACGUGGCCUCCUUCCUGUGGUCCGAGUCUCCAGGAGACCUUCCCAGUGAUGCAGGGUGGGUGAGUGUGAGCCAGCGUGGGCAGCAGCAUCAGAGGAGUGGUCUGGCCAUGAAGACCCAGGCCCUCACACCGUGUGUCCAGAACUUCUGCUCUUCAUUGGAUGCAAAGCUGAAGACCAGACUGGAUGACCUCCAGCACUACCUUCCCUCUCAGGAUGCAGGUUCUGACUCCGUCUCAGCUUCUUCUUCUGGACCUGCCAACGUCUCGCCUCCCUCCUCCUUUAAUCGCUUCACGGACUCCCCGGCCGUGGAGGACGCCUUACGCGAAGGCUCCCUGGCCUGUGUCCGUCACAUCCUCUCUUCUGUUCGUGCUGAACUGUCCUCGUCCUCACCUCAGCCCAGUCCCUCCCUCCUUAGUUCAGUCCUCUUCAUGGCCAGACUCUGUCAGUCCAUGGGUGAACUCUGUCCCAACCUGAAACAUUGCAUCCUGGGAAAACAGAAUGGCGCUGACCCCUCCAUCAAAGGGACACCCAGGCCGUCCAAGAAGCUGGGCAAGGCCAGGGCUGCCGCAGAGGUCAGUCCUGUACAGGCCAAGUGGGCGGAGCUGAGGGAGGAGCUUCUCAACUGCAGCAUGGAGGCCUAUCGCAUUUGGUGCUCCACCGUGUCCAAAGUGUUACUGGACAAGUUUGCAUCAGUUCUGCAUUCCAAGUCUGCUGGUGACAUCCUGACCACAGCCACCAACUGGGAAGACCUGGAGAUUCAGGAGGAGGCGGAGUCAGGGAGCAGUGUGACGUCGAAAAUCCGUCUUCCAGUGCAGCCGUCCUGGUUCGUCCAGUCAUUUCUGUUCCAGCUGUGUGUGGAGGUAAACAAAGUGGGGGGCCACGCCCUCCCACAGCCCACACUCCAGGAACUGCUGAAGGUCUGUCUGAGUCAGGUUCUGCAACACUACCACAGCCUGUCACAGCAGGACCACACAGAGGGGUGCGUGUUCCCCAUGACCCAGAACAGAGCUCUGCAGCUCUUAUUUGACCUGCGUUACCUCAACACCAUGCUGAGCAGCCGGCUGGACGAGGGCAAGAGCUCCCGCACCCACCAAGACCCCAGAUUUCACGAGGUCUGUGAUUGGCUGGAAAGUUUCAUCGACCCCUUUGACCUGGACGUGUUCACACCUCCGCUCAACAACAACCUCAGCCGGAUGUCCCAGAGGAGCUCGGUACUGCUGGGUCUACUGACUGGAUCGGAGAAGCAGUUCACAACACGCAGCAGUAGUGUGAACGCUCAGGAACCCUACAACAUCCUGCCACUGGCCAGCAGCCAGAUCAGGUUCGGGCUGCUGCCUCUCAGCAUGUCCAAUGUCCGCACGUCCAAGACGGCCUCCAGGAUUUCUGAUGCUCCGCUCCAGAUGGCUCCUCCCCCCUCAGCAGCAGACAGUGAGGCCACUUUCAGGCCGGGGAACCUCUUCAGACAGCUGGCCAAUCAGGAAGAAGAUGCCAGUGCUCCAUCGUUAUUUAAACUCAGCUGGCUCUCUGGCAUGGCCAAAUAAAACUUUUUUUUUAUGUAUCUAUGUUAAAGUUAUGUCAAAAUAAAUAUUUGUGUUUUGGGGGAAAAGACAA